UGGAUUUUGGAAAAGGAAUUUUGAUCGGAUAUUCGGAUUCUUGGUACUGUGAUGUCUGUAACCAUUUUCAUUCAAUCUUUCAUUAUUCAUCUUUCAAUUAGUUGAUUUUAAUUGUUAUUUUUUGAAAAACCGUUACAUUGUUAUCAUCUUUUGAUCUUUUAAUUUAAUCGUUGUUUAAUUUUCUUUUCAUUUUAAACCAUGGCAACUUUGAAGGCGGAGAAGGAGAAAUUAAAAAUGGUCCAAGAAAAGUGUCAGCAGAUUUUAAAUGAUCUUCUUAAAGACGAGGAUAAUAAAUAUUGUGUUGAUUGUGAUGCUAAAGGUCCACGAUGGGCUUCUUGGAAUUUAGGAAUAUUUCUGUGUAUUCGAUGUGCUGGUAUACAUCGAAAUCUAGGUGUACAUAUUUCCAAAGUUAAAUCUGUUAAUCUGGAUGCUUGGACACCUGAACAAGUCGGUUACCUUCAACAAAUGGGUAACAGCAAGGCCAGAGCAGUGUACGAAGCCAACCUUCCAGAUAAUUUCAGAAGGCCACAAACUGAUUCAUCACUUGAAGCUUUCGUUAGAGCUAAAUAUGAGCAGAAAAAAUACAUUGCCAAGGAAUGGGUUCAACCACCAACUCCUCAACCUGCUUUUGAUAUAGAAGAAGAACGUCGUAAAGAGAAGGAAAAAAAGAAAAUCCGACUUCCUAAAAUUCAGCCUAACGGGUCUCCGGUAGAUGUUCAGACAACUCCAGUUCCAAGACCACAUUCAACUUUGACUUCAACAAGUGCGAUUAGUGUAGAGAAAAUUGUUUCGGAUCAAUCAAAGAAACACUCAGUUGAUCUAUUAGGACUUGAUGUUGGUAGUAGUAACAGUAAAUCCAAUGGUAAUAAUCAAGUCAAUACAACAUCUACCUUGGUUAAUAAUGACGAUGAUCCAUUUGAAGCAUUUGUAUCCGCUCCGAUGACAUCCAAUAACGAUUUAAACUCUAGUGGAACGCAAAAAACUGAUCUUUCCAAUUCAAGCAACAGUAUUGCAGAUGAGGAGAAAGAUUUUUUCAAUCAAAAAGCACCAACAAGUCAGGAUAAAAAAUUGGAUAAGGAAACAAUUAUGAAGCUUUAUGAAAGCUGUAAUACUUAUAUAAAUCCUCUUCAAUCAACGAUCAAUCAGAGUAACAGUAAUAAUCUGUUCGGACAAAAUUUUGGUCUCCCUCAUUCUCAACUUUCUACUCAACCCCAACCUCAACCUCAACCUCAACUUCAAAAUAAUCACCUUUGGUUGCCAUCAAUUAAUAAUCAGAUUCCAGUAACGCUACCAACUCAGAACUCAUUUUUCGUUUCACCUGCUCCAAUUGGCGUUACUUUGGGACAAUCUCAAAUGCAACCACCCGUGUUUGUGAAUCCAACCAACCCUUUCUUAACUGCAGCACCUGUCAAUACAACACCUGAUGAUGCUUUCUCUAAACUUCUCAAUAUCCAAUGAUAAAUUUCGAUGGUAAUUGUGAUGAUUGCUGCUGUGUCAAGACAAUGAUCGAUCCGUUUUGCUCUUUUAAGCAAACGCCGAGUUUUACCGUUCAAGAGGAGCGUUUUGAUUCUCAGCAAAUUGUGAUUGAAGAUUGAAGAGCUCUAAACUAUUAAUUAUCAUAAAAAAGCAAAAUUAAUAUAUUAUCCAGUAUUAUUGUACGUUCACCGUGAAAAUAACUCAUUUUCAGAUAACUAUGAUUACAAGAAAUAAAAUUUUUCCAAUAACAA
This is a messenger RNA of Tetranychus urticae (two-spotted spider mite), 1727 nucleotides long. Its product is annotated as stromal membrane-associated protein 1. NCBI's taxonomy places the organism in Eukaryota, Metazoa, Arthropoda, Arachnida, Trombidiformes, Tetranychidae. Gene Ontology annotation, cellular component: cytoplasm. The record is from RefSeq and is a predicted model, not a curated record. Gene Ontology annotation, molecular function: metal ion binding; GTPase activator activity.